Messenger RNA from Stegodyphus dumicola, 977 nucleotides. Its product is annotated as GTP-binding protein 8-like. The record is from RefSeq and is a predicted model, not a curated record. Gene Ontology annotation, molecular function: GTP binding. Gene Ontology annotation, cellular component: mitochondrion. NCBI's taxonomy places the organism in Eukaryota, Metazoa, Arthropoda, Arachnida, Araneae, Eresidae.
UCAUACUAAAAGUGCCCAAUUUUACCAAGUUGGAAACAAAUUUUGUCUUGUUGAUAUGCCUGGUUAUGGAUAUCGUGCACCUGAGUGGUUUGAAUCUCUUAUAGAAGUAUACUUGACGAAAAGGAAAAAUUUAGUCAAAACAUUUUUAUUAAUUGAUGGAAACAUUGGAUUCCAACAUUCUGACGAAGUUGCUCUAUCCAUGCUUGAAGAAUAUAGAAUACCUUAUGCUCUUGUAUUGACAAAAAUUGAUAAAGCUGCAGAUAGCAGGCGUUUGAAGAAUGUACUGCAUCUUAAAAAUGUGCGAGACAAAUGCGCAUCUGUAUCAUGCUUCCCUCAAAUCUUCAUGAUAAGGCUCAUCUUCCAUGCUGCAUUUUCAAGCGAGACAAAUGCCUUAACCACAACUCAUUUAGAUCACCCAAUGAUAUCAUCGGCAAAAGCCAGCAGUUGAAUGGUUCUGUGCAAGAUGGUUGUAUUUGUGUUUAUUCCAGAGUUUCUUAUGGUCUUUUCUAGAGCUGUAUUAAAGAAUAGGCGAGAUAUUCACACACAUAUGAAGGAUUGGCUUUCUUUUUGGCAUAUAUAGUACAUAUAACUGGCAAUUUGAAUCCAGAUGAAAUAUGAUGCACCUGAGUAACCAGAGGGAAUUAUUCUGUCAAAUCCUCCAAGUGUAAUUCAUCUAGGAUCAGCAAAAGACAUCAGCACAAGUGUUUUAGCUGGAUUAAUGUUUAGAUAUACCUAAACUUCUCUUAAAAGACGAAUGAAAUCAUCUGAAUUUGUCAAUAAUAAUUAUGAAACAAAUGAGAUAUUCCAAGAUAAAAGAACUUGUAAAUAUUCACUGCCAUUGUUCACUGAUUCUCUGAAUGCUGCACGCUGAGUGCAGAUAUAUGCCAUUCUCAGCUAGGGCUUAAUCCUAUGUGAUCAAAGCCAUGUAUACUGUGUGUAGUCUUGCUCAAAAUAUUAAAAAAAAAAAAUUUUAGAAA